Molecule: messenger RNA, 2792 nt
Organism: Dromaius novaehollandiae (emu)
Lineage: Eukaryota; Metazoa; Chordata; Aves; Casuariiformes; Dromaiidae
Product: ectonucleoside triphosphate diphosphohydrolase 8
Exons: 10
Coding region: 273-1763 (496 amino acids)
Cellular component (GO): plasma membrane
Molecular function (GO): hydrolase activity
Source: RefSeq, a predicted model, not a curated record
UUAAGGUGUCGGGAAGAUGCAAAACAAGGCUGGAGCAGUAAAUACUCAGAUAAGGUAAACAAGAGAACUAUGAAAUUCUAGAGUUUUGCCUACGUCAGAACUUGGACUGUUGCUGCCGGUCAGGAAACCCGGAGCGGCAGUGAGGACUAGUGAGCUGGCUUCCCCAAUUCUCCCUCCCACGCGCAAGCGAUCCUGGCUUCACCCCUGGGUGCACAUGUCUACGUGCUGGGGAGUGCGUGGGCCUGAGAGCGAGAGGAGGCUCCUUUCCCACGAUGUUCACUAACAAGCAGCACCUCAUCCCUGCUGCUCUGGGGGCGCUGGCCAUGCUCUCAAUCAUUGCCCUUGUUCUCAGCCUGGUGAAGACUAAAGAUGUUACUCUGCCGCCCACAGUCAAGUACGGGAUAGUGUUCGACGCAGGCUCGUCCCACACCUCUAUGUUCAUCUACGAGUGGGACUCGGACAAAGAGAACAACACUGGUGUGGUCAGCCAGACCUUGUCCUGUGAUGUCGAGGGGCAAGGCAUAUCAAGCUAUGCCAGUGAUCCCUCGAAAGCUGGUGAGUCCCUAAGAGAGUGCCUGGACAAAGCUCUGAAGGUCAUUCCUCCUGCGAAACAGAGGGAGGUACCAACUUAUCUCGGAGCAACAGCAGGCAUGAGGCUACUGAGGGAACAGAACAGCUUAGCUGCAGACCAAGUCCUGGCUGAAAUUUCCAAGACCAUGCAAGAGUAUCCUAUGGAUUUCCAGGGGGCUCGAAUCAUCACAGGGGAAGAGGAGGGAGCUUAUGGCUGGAUCACCAUCAACUACCUACUGGAUUCCUUCACUAAGUACUCCCCCAAAGAACACACGUGGGUCCAUCCAGAAGUGACCGACAUUUUCGGGGCGCUGGAUCUUGGAGGAGCAUCCACUCAAAUCAGCUUUAUCCCCCAAGGUUCAGUUAUAAAGUGGAAUGAAACCUCCAAGUUCACACUUUAUGGGUAUAACUACAACAUCUACACACACAGCUACCUCUGCUAUGGACAGAACGAGGUGCUGAAGCGCCUGGCAAAAGAAUUAAUCGUGGAGUCAUCCUCCAGCACACGAGUUGAACACCCUUGCUACCCGAAAAACUACAAUGAAACCAUCUCGUUGUCUUCCUUCCACACCAGCCCCUGCACAAGCCAUAAUGACUCACACCUAUCUCUUGCUGACGGAAACGUGACCCUGGAGGGCAGAGGAAAUGCCAGCGGGUGCCUGGCUGCCAUCAGGAAGCUGUUCAACUUCUCUGCGUGCAGCCAGAGCCAGGACUGCACCUUCAAUGGUGUCUACCAGCCCCCUGUCAGCGGGCAGUUCUUUGCCUUCUCAGCCUUUUACUAUACCUUCAAAUUCCUCAACCUGACCAACGGGCAGCCUCUGGCCACUGUCAGGGAGGCCAUCCAGAAUUUCUGCUCAAGAAGCUGGGAAGACCUGUCUUCUAGCUACCCUGAAGAAAAGUCUGAGCGACUGCGUAGCUAUUGCGCCAGCGCCAACUACAUUCUCACACUCCUCCUUGAUGGCUACAAGUUCAAUGAGACCAGCUGGAACAACAUCAUCUUCCAGAUGAAGGCAGGGAGGACGGAUAUCGGCUGGACCCUGGGCUACAUGCUGAACCUCACCAACAUGAUCCCAGCGGAGGCUCUGGAGUGGGUGAAGGGACAUGAUCCCUCCCUGUGGUCUGCAGCCGUCGCCCUCAUUGCGCUCACUCUUGCCUUGGGUCUUGUUGCCCUGCUCAUGCACUUAUGGCUGUAGGAGCUGGGCUGCAUCUCAGAGCCUGGUAGGAGUGCAUCGGGGCUGGGGGCUGACUUAGCCAGGGUCCCCCAAGCAUUGGCCAGCAGGACUGACAGCCCAUUCCUCGAGCUUGGGUCAAUGACGUUGAGCAUAUUAACCUCUACAGUAAUGAAGAAACAAAGACUGGCCUCCCAUGGGACUGUGCCCAAAAAAUGGAGCUGGGCAUCACAUGACAUUUCCAAAGGAGCUCCAUUCCCACUGAGGACUGCUAGGAUCAGCCUAUGCCCUGCAGAAAUCCCAGCCAGUGCCUAUCUGCCUUCUUACUCACCUACGCCUGUUACAUAUUUGGCCUUUAUCCUGCAGGCUGCAGCUUGGGACUCUGGAAAGCCAACCUGGCUGUGGAAGAGCUCCCCAAGUGUUAGGCUGUUGGUGCACAGCUACAUGCACCUGCUGGCAGGGUGCUUGGUGCAAUGUCAGGUCUAAUCAUGGUCCUCAAGAGCCAGGAAGCUCCCUGCCAAGUCUGCCAGCCUGGGGGCAUGCCAGGCUCUGGAGUACCCAGGCUGGCUCUCCUAAAUGUGUAUCAUAUGAGCUCAGCUGAUGGCUUUGGAGAUAAAAGUCAAAUUGAGUAUCUAGACUCAGAAGGAGGGUCCAUGUCUUCCCAGGGUGUCUAUCUCAUCUUCAUUCUCUUACGUGAUAAAGGGAUUUCUGUUCUUGGGUGUCUUCCUGAAGACCAGACUGUGACCCACCAGCAGAAGGUCUGUGCACUGUGGGUGCCAGGCUGAGACUCCAGUAGGCUACAAGGCCUGCUCUGGUGCUGGGCACAGGCCUGAACCAGAUUCUGGGGGGGGGGGAGGGGGGUUGCUGUCUGUGACUGCUUUCUUGCCUUUGCUUUUGCUUCUGCUCAUUCAUUAGCUGCCCUGUGGGUGAUUCAUCCAGUUAUUUGUCAGGAGCAUGUUCACCUCCUGGCAGCAAGGGGCUGACCUUUGCUGUCUCUGCAGAAAGGAAGGCAUCUCUCAGCUUUUCUAUUAUCCAAAUAAACAUUAAAAAGGC